Silurus meridionalis is the source of this 9985-nucleotide messenger RNA. It is a transcript of the gene zfyve26, whose product is annotated as zinc finger, FYVE domain containing 26. The record is from RefSeq and is a predicted model, not a curated record. Gene Ontology annotation, cellular component: lysosomal membrane; centrosome; midbody. NCBI's taxonomy places the organism in Eukaryota, Metazoa, Chordata, Actinopteri, Siluriformes, Siluridae. Gene Ontology annotation, molecular function: phosphatidylinositol-3-phosphate binding; metal ion binding. Gene Ontology annotation, biological process: double-strand break repair via homologous recombination; mitotic cytokinesis; regulation of cytokinesis.
GUCACAUGACACAACUGUCAUGGCGUCGGCGCUGUCAGGGUGCGGGUGGUGUAGGUAGUUAGAGGGAGUGUAUAAGCGCCUGUUCUGGACAAAACAAACCAUGAGUGGCUGUUAUCAUCUGGAUAAUGACGCUAAACACUGAUACACACUUGGGAAAGCGUGCCAUUAUGCAUCCUUUUGGCCAGGAGGAGGAGAGCUCUGUGCAGGACCUGUUUGUGUUUUUUACUCAGUGUUUACAGCAUGGCGAGUGGGAGCUGGCUGCCGCUUGUGUCCGACAGCUCAGUCAGGCUGCCGGAGACGUGCCGCAGAGUCCCAAUGAUAUCAUCUCUGCACUUAUCGCACAACCGUAUCAACUUGCGUGGGAGACACUGGGAAGUCCUCACAAACUUGCUUGGUUCUGGCUUCAGGUGCUGGAGAAGCACUCAAAAGACAAGGUAUCUCCUUCAGUCCAACGGGAACUGGCCUUCCUGCUGCUUUUAGAAGAGCUCGGAGAGAAAUUGCCUCAUUCUGUACUAAAAGAGCUACAUCAGGCUUUUCUGGAGUCUGAGCGCAUUGAGCAGAAUGACUCCCCCUCCGUCGUUCCUUUGAGUAAUGCGGCUCUCUCCUCCAUCCGCUCCCUGCUCUCUGAGCACAGCCCACGUCUUGCCCAGGCCCUGCUCUGCUUCCUGAAGCACACAAAUGCAUCCAGUGGUUUUCUCCAGCAUCUCCUGGACCUCAUGGCAGAGAAGGAAAGCAAGAGAAAUGAGGGAUGGGCAGCAGAAGUGUGCGGCGCUCUGGCUCUUGCUCCGGGUGCAGCUGCGGAGCUGGAGCAGCUGUGGGUGGAGCUAUGGAGGGCAAGAGUGGGGCCCCUAAGUGAGGAGAGGUUGAUGGGAUGCCUGCUUCGACCACAGAGCCACACUCUGCUGAUGCGCUACUGUGCCACAGCACUGCAGCUUAGCAGGGACAGACUGCUUCAAAAUCCAACACACACACAGGUGGACUUGCCUGAAGCAGAGAGGCUCAUGCUUGGCUUGUGUUGUCAUGGUGAACGUCCUGAUGCCUGGAAAGCCAUUUACUUUGAGUGUCUGAGCAGUGGAAAGCACUUUCUGGAGCAGGUUCUGGUCACGGGGCUCAACCUAAUAAAAAAGGAGGAGUUUUCUAAACUGGAAACAUUACUUAGGGCGGAGUUUCAGCCACUGUCCCACCUUCUUCUCUUGCUGGGAUGGAAACACUGCCAGAGCCUUGAUUCCGCCCAGGGACUCCUCAGGAUUCUGCACCAAAAACAGGCCAAAGACACUAUCCUCAGCGAUUUUGCAAACGUCCUCUCUUCUCAGUUAACAGUGUUGGAGUGGUGUAUCAAAAACAACUCCGAAAUCUCCCAUGAGGCCUUGCUGUCUCAACUGCACAAUCUGGAUCAGCACUCUGCUCUCUAUGUGCUGCACUCUCUCACUUCUCUGGCCAAGUAUGAAGAGCACAGAGUGCUGAAGCUGCUGCAGGCUGCAGGAGACUUUCUUUCUGGAGACACCCAGAGCAACUGCAUUCAGCGCAACAUCACUCUAUUCAGGGGCUUCUGUGCCAUAAAAUACGCAGUUCGUGCUGUGUGUAUAAACACAAGGGUCAGAUGCUCAGACUUUGGUUCAGCACAGGUACCACAGAAGGAACAGGCUAAAGGUCACUCAUCCCUGUUUCAGCAUUACCUCGCGGAGUGUCAGCUCUACUUGGAAGCGGUUCCUGCAAUGUUUCGCCUAGAGCUCCUGGAAAACAUCUUCUCGCUGCUUUUCUUGUCCUAUUCUGAUUUUGCUGAACCGAAUCAUUUCGACACCGUGGGAACACAGAGCAGCCUCCAGGAAGAGAUCCGUGAAAGGAAAGCCCGAGAAGAGCAGGGUGAGAGCUCUGAGACUGUAAGUUCUGGACAGUUGAAGGGUUGCCGUGGCUUUUUGUUGGAUCUUGGUGCGAUGGAAGGAGUCCUGCUACUUAGAGAAGGACUGGAGGGAAUGUGUGCCCUCGGGGCGCUGGAGGCAGAGGUGGAGCUGGCUGAGAGUUUGGGUAGCUCGAUUACGGUGGAUACUUUCAGCACUCGGUUGCAGAGGCUGUCCAAAUACACAGCCGAGGCUCAGUGGAGGCUACAAAUCGUUACCACCAAUCAGGAGAACCCAAGCAGUGGUCCAACUCUGCCCUCUCCCGUUGUGAACUUGACUCUCCCUCUGAGGCGUAGGAGCAGCAGCAGUGUUUCUGGAGUUAGAAAAAAGAAGCGAUCACUUCGCCAUCGCCCUGAGCGACGCAUGACCUCUGAACGACAGAAUGGCGAGAUCAGCACCAGCACUUCGGACGGCAGUGGUAGCACCGUGCCAGUGUGUGUGGAGUGCGAAAAGUGUGUGUGUGGAGGACCUCACAGCUGGCUCAUUCCCUCUAUGCUCUCCCCGCCUGAGUCUCUCCUGAUCUCCUGCAUACGAAGAGGAAACUAUGUGGAGGCUCAUCAGGUGAUGCUGAUGUUUGGGUUGGAGAACGCACCAUGUUGUGGCGAGCUACUUUUCAUGGAGCGGUACCAUGAGGUUCUCUCUGAACUCGCUCAGGUUGAGAAAAAGAUUGAGAGCCAGUCCCUUUCUUCCUUAUCGUCCUCCACAGAGGGUCUGGGGUCAGUCGGGGUGACAGGGCCGGGACGGAGUCGCCUGGGCAGCAGCAGCAGAUCCACUUUGCAGAGCAUUGGCAAUGCAGCUGCAGCAGGCAUGGCAUUUUACUCCAUCUCUGAUGUAGCUGAUCGCCUCCAGAGCUCUCCGUCUCGCCCUCUGGCCUGUUUGGAGGAGAACUACUGGCUCUCUCACACGCUUUCUGAUCCCUCAGACCCCCUGCGCCCCCUGCUAGAGGAGCUGAGUCCAGCUGGUAUGGCCGCUUUUGACCUGGCCUGCUGUCAGUGCCAGUUGUGGAAGAGCUCACGACAGCUUUUGGAGACAGCUGAGCGGAGACUACAAAUCUCUCUAGAGAGUCGAGACAUCACGUUGGAUCGAGACGUUGGUCAAUCUGAAGGUGUCCGAGGUUUUCCUUCUGUGCUGCAGCACAUCAGUAAAAUACUCAACAGAACAACAACAAGCAAAGGGCCACCAAAAUCCGACUGUAACAGAGAUGAGGGUGGGGUCCUGCCUCCAUUUGGCUGCAGUGCUCAGGAAGUCCUCCUCUGUACGCAUUUGUGUCUCACAGAGGAGGCCAUCAUGGCCCAGAUAAACUUUGUCCAGAGCCUCGAGGUCACACUGCAGACUCUGACCUCUGCCAUCGACAUGGCCGGUGAGAGCCAGUUGACCAGCUCUAUCCUGGCAUCUCUGUUAGAGCAGACAGGGCUGAAGCAGUCUGAGCUCGACUCACACCCUGUACGCUCUGCUAUGAAACAGCUGCUGCGCUCGCUGGACCAGCUGUGCCCUUUUGAAUUGGACGGUUCCACCUGUAGGCCAGAUUACAUGCGCAGCUUCCUGGAUUAUAUCAACAUGCUAGCGUCAGUGCUGGUGUGCUGCCUGGGCUCAGAAGAUCAAAGUUCGGCAGUGAAAUUGGGAAAUCCUUUGCUUGUACUUCUGCAGUCACCACAUCAGCUCCUCUCAUACCUGCUCUUUGACAGACAGGUCACACCAGACAGGUUACUGUCUCUGCUGCAUCAGGAGGGUCUACAUGUAAAUGUUCAACAGGUCAUAGUGCAGCGUUGCUGUGAUCCACUCCCUCUGUGGUUCCGUUCCUCCCUAAAAUGUGCAGAAGUCGAUGGAGGAGCUUUCUGCUCAUCCACCAUCGCCUCCCUUCUCCAUCAGCAAACUCAGGAAAGAACUGACCUUUCUGAACCGCCUGCAGUCUCAGAACCCAGUUCAGAAUCAGAAGCGUCGGUGGAAACCAGCGUCUUUCCAAAUCUCUCCACCUCUCCUCCUUCUCCUUCUUCUUCUUUAUCCUCAUCUUCAUCGUCGUCAUCAUCAUCCACUGCAUCUUCUUUCCUCCUCACACCUUCUGCCCUGUCGUUCCUGAAAUCCCGAUCUCCUCUUGUCGCUGUGCUGGCGUUGCUUGGCGUGAGCAGGGUUGAGAUUGCUCGCGUGACCUCUUCUGCAUGGCCUGGACUGCCUUCGUAUUUUCGAAGCACUGCACGUAAAGAAGCUCCAUUGGACUUGGAGCAGAUCUCCAAAGAGGCCGAAGCUUUGCUUACAUCCUUUCCUAUUCUCAAGGCCUUCCUAGUGGACAUGGCAGCGCCUGUGCUGGGGUCAUCUCUGGAGGCUGAUGAAGUUGGAGCAGCUUUGAGCAGGAAAUCUGGCACAGUGGUCGUGCUCUUCUCUGGUUCUCAGGAUGGAACAAGUAACGCGACAUUGGCUGAAGCUUUUCAACAGGCUUUGAGCACCAAAGACCUGAAGCGAGCUUUGAGCCUGCUGGAGCUCUAUGCAGAAAACUGCAGUCAGAAAGGGGCGCUACAGGACAAACUGCUUGCCUGCACCACCAUGGAAGGAGAGGGCGAUAAAGAGCAGCUUUUCCGGGUGAAGGACUGGGAACUGCGAGCCCAUGUCACGCUGCAGAGUUUGGACCGCUGGCCUCUUCAUAGCUGCCUGGAACUCCUGCGGUUCUGCCUCAGUGACUCAAGGCCGGAUCACAUGCUCACGCCACAGCUGCAGCAAAAAAAACAUGAACUCGACAUGUACAACAAGAUGCUCAAUUUACAGCCUCCACUGGGAUGGCAGACAUGGCAGGAGUUAAAGGAGGAGUCGAACAGAAACCCUGAAUCCAUGUUCUCCCUUUUGUUGCAGACACGGGAGUUUGAUUUGUGUGCACAGUGGGUGCAGCUGUAUCCCGUAUCAGAGAAAUCUAAACUGCAGCUCCAGACUGAACACCUUCUCCAUCUGCUGGAAAACGGUCAAACUGAGGACGCCUUCCAGCUCCUCGAGGGUCUCUCUGAUUCGCUGGAGGUUAGCGAGGGUGCACUAGAUCAGAGGCCCGGAUUGGCUGCCUGCCAUUUCUUGUCUGAUUACCUCACGCUGCACUUUCAGAGCCGGAUGACGUCGGCACGUAGACGCCAUAUACACGCCCUGCACCUGGGCUCUAAGGAGUUGCUCACUAUUCCGGAAGCUUCUCGGCAGGACUACUUCCAGCUGCUAGCUGAUCCUCUGCUCAUGCUGGAGCAGCUUUUGAUGAACCUGAAAGUGGACUGGGUGUCGGUUGCCGUCUUGACCCUCCGGAACCUUUUACCCGCUCAGGAAGCAGGAAUCACCAACCAGGACAUCGACACACUGCUGGCUGCGUAUGCAAAGAAAGCCCUAGACUUCCCUUACGCCCCCCGAGAGAGGACACGCAGCGACUCAGUGAUCAGCUUGCAGGACACGCUGCUGCAGUGUCCUAUUCAGGAAAGCACACUGUCGUCUCCCACUCGCACACCGCCUCCUUCAACAGGAGGAACUCCCAUGCAUACUCCAUCUAGCAUCACCCAUGACAGACAGAGGUUCGAGUGGAAGAAGCUCCGUCCCUCAGCCAUGUUCACUCCUCCAGAGAAAACGCCGGAGCGUAAAGACUGGAUCCCUGACCACCAAAGGCACAUCUGCAUGGUCUGUCAGAGAGAGAGAUUCACCAUGUUUAACCGACGGCAUCACUGCAGGCGCUGUGGCCGCUUGGUGUGUCACGCCUGUUCCAGCAGGAAGAUGGUAGUGGAGGGAAGUGAGGAGACAGUGAGAGUGUGUGACCAGUGUUACAGCUUCUUUCACACAGUGUCAGAUGCAGAUCUGGAGCAGGCAGAAGUUGCAGGCAGUCCGGCCUCAACUGAUGGAGCGCUAGAUGGAGUUCUCAGUUUCCCCGAGGUUCCUCAGAGGCAGUACAGACUCAGUCCCAAUGCAGCCGAGAACCAGCAGCUUUACAGCGAAUUCUACUAUGAACAGGCACCCAGUGCAUCCCUGUGUGUGUCCAUCCUCUCUCUUCACAGUGAUCAUGCUGCCUGUGGUCACCAGCUGAUUGGUCACUGCUGCUCGAUCUCACGCAAACUGACCAAUCCUGAGGUGGACGCUCGUCUCUUGACCGACAUCAUGCAGCAGCUCAUGUUCAGUGCCAAGCUGAUGUUUGUUAGAGCUGGACGCAAUCAGGACCUGGCUCUGUGUGACAGCUACAUAAGUAAGGUGGACGUGCUGAAGAUCCUAGUCAGUGCUAACUAUAAGUACAUUCCAUCUCUGGAUGACAUUUUAGAGAUGACGGCGGUGACUCGUUUGAGGAACCAACUCCUCGAGGCUGAGUAUUAUCAGCUAGCUGUAGAGGUGUCAACUAAAAGUGGUCUAGACCCAAGCGGGGUGUGGCAUGCAUGGGGCAUGGCACUUCUGAAGGCCGGAUGUCUAAGCGCUGCCCGGGAGAAGUUUGCCCGCUGUCUGAAAGCUCCAGUGGACAAAAACCAGCUGAACCCAGGGUCACGACUGCUGCAGGAGAUCGUCCAGCACCUGGAGUCUACUAUCCGACUCGCACCGAGCACGUCAGGAGAUGACAACAUCCUGGCGUCCCUGACUGAGCUGGAGGAGGCUCUGCGUGAUACGGCACCUGUGGACAGGACGGAGAGCCGGGUGCUGCGCUGUGGAAAUCACGAGGAGUGUGUGUACUACCUGAUGACCUACGGCACACACCUGAGCCUCAUCUCCUUCUACCUGCGUCACGAUUGCCUGAAGGAUGCACUCACAUAUCUGCUCAGCAAGGAAUGUCCAGAAGAGGUGUUUCUGGAGGGCAUACUCCAGCCGUGUUUGGAUCGAGGCAGGUUGGGGGUUUUGCAGGGGCUCCUGGAAACUCUGGACACUACUUUGGAAAGCUGGGGCAAAUACUUAAUGCCAGCAUGCCAAAUGCUCCAGCGCAAGGGUUAUUACCACACGCUGUACCAACUACAGCAGUUCAUGAUGGACCACGUGCGUGCGGCUAUGACGUGUAUUUACUUCUUCAAACGCGGCGCUCAUUCCUACGUGCAGCUGGGUGAUCAGCAACGCUGGCUGGUCCGUGCCAAAGAGCACCUGAGGGCCUUCCUACAGGAGCAACAAAACCGCCGCAAAACCUUCUCGUCUUCCUCAUCAUCAACUUCCUCCUUCAGGAAAAGAAUGAGCUCCAGCGAAGUCUCCAUACACAUGAACACCAUCAUGCUGCAGUUGGAAGUGACGCGUUUUCUGCAUCGAUGCGAAAGCUCCUCCUCUUCCUCUAGAGUACUCACUUCUACAGGCAACAGUUCUCCACCUACUCUUUUUGGGGGAAGUUCCAUGAAGGUUGAUGUGGCCUGCAGAGUGAUGCUGGGGGGCAAAAACAUUGAAGAGGGGUUUGGCAUUGCUUAUCGAGUCAUACAGGAUUUUCAGUUAGAUGCUCUAGCUGUGUACAUGCGUGUUGGUCAGCGGUUGGUAGGUCUGCGUGAGUACCAGGCCGUUCGCCAGCUGCUGAAAUGUGUGAGCGAGUCAGGGACGGGGACGAAACAUGACUGUGACACCAUAGUGCUUGGCUGCAUUUCAACCUCAGACAAAAAUCCUGCUGAUGCCAAAGAGUUGGAGUCUCUGAUUUUGGAGUCCAAAUCCAUAGAAAAUAAAAUAAAAGCAUACCUGAUGUGCAGUAAGCUGAGGGCGGCGUAUCUUUUGGCGGUGAAGCUGGACCCUGUGAAGGCACGUUUGCUUGUACAGGACGUUCUACAAGCUGCCGAGGUUUCGAGCGAUUCCACCAUGCAAGAGAUCUGCCGUCAGUGGCUCUCAGAACAUCAGGAGCCUGCGUCACGGAAACGCCAAGGCAACAACAGGUAGCACUGGGGGCUUUAUUUCUGAUGGACUACAGCUACAGAAGGCUGACUAGGGCUCAAAGCUCUGCUCUGUCUUGGACGAUUGAGUAGUAUGUGUGACGCUGGAAGUAAAUUGCAGACAUGCCCCAUGGUGUCACAUGAUCAGGUCUUGUGACUUUAGAUCUGGAUCCAUAACCAACCCCUAGUUGCUUGUUGUUAGAAGCCGUCUACAAAAGAGUAAAUUUUAUUUUGAAUGGCAGUAGAGUAGAUGAAGUACUGUUCACUACAGGGUAAUGUAACAUAUAAAAGCCAGUACAGUGCAAUUGUGGCAUUGGAUAAAUUUUUAUCUUUACAAACCACUCGCAAUUUUACUGCACCUUUCUCAGACAGAUCGGCGUAUUCUUAAAUGAGAAAUUCGGCAAAAUUUUCAUUCUACCCCACAUUUACUCAGGCCCAGGCAAGAGCAUCGAAUCUAAUAUACAGUAGCUAUCAGAAAAGAGAAGCUGAUAGCUACAAGUUUACCUUCUUACAAACUGCAAAGAUGAAUCAUUAUCACACCUGCUUCAGAGAAAACCAUCUGUACAUAAAAAGUAUGGAAAAAAAAUCAGUAUUAAAACAAAAUGACACAUGAAUGUGGCUGCCAAUGUUUUUAACGUCUAUCACCGCACUGUGCACAACAACCACAACAACAAACACUUUUUAGUGACUGUUGUAUCGAAAACAUGGCGAGGGAACGGCUAAUUUCGUAUAAGUUUGUAUUUUUUGGCUGAAGUCAGGCUAUAUCAAUAGUGUUCAGCUACUGAACGAAAAUGUUUGUCAGCAGCCAGUAUUUGCUUCACCUUCAUUUCCUACCUCAGAUAGGAAUAUGGUUCCUCACAGAUUCUGCUUUGUUUUUUCACUCUGUUUUGUCUUAGAUAAAUAGUAGCAUCUUUAUUCAGUCUUUAAGUCCAUAUGCAAAAAUUCUUCAUGUAGCAAACAUCCACAAAGGUCAAAUUCUUCUGAGCUAACCAAGGGCAGAUUGUCACACUUGAGUCCGUUGGAUACCUCGAGCUAACCUGACUGAUUUCUGACAGAAUUCAAGUCAUAUUUUUCCAGUUAAAAUGAAGCUAAUCUGACAGGAUUUUUGAGAAAAGUUAUUAGGACUAUAAUUCUGAUGGAAUUUUAAGACUAGCUAGCAGGCUAACCUGCACUAAUCUGACAGGAUUUCUCACAGGAUUUGGUAUUAUUCUAUUCUGUAAAAUGAAUCCAGGAUUUCUGCCAGAACCUGGUCUUUUUUGACAGGAUUCCUAAAUCGUAUCCAUAUAGAUAGCUAACCUUUUGUCGGGAUUUCUAUAUAUUAUAUAAAUUAGGAUUUACAAAUCUGAAAGGAUUUCUGACAUGGAAAUGAUCAAGUCAUAUUCCAAAAUAACUGAACCCGACAGACAUCCUGAUAAAGUGUAUAUUCAUAUUAAUAACUGGUCAUAAUAGUUUCUGCUAAUCAUUGUCAGUUAAGUAACAGGAGGAACCCAGACCACACUUUUGUCUACAUUAUAACAUUUACUUGUGUUCAUAUUAUUAAAUGCUAGGUAGCUGACAAACCUUAUUCUAUACUGAACAGAUAUUUGAAAAAACUUUAGCUUUUCGCGGUCAUGAGUGUGUUUGGCUACUGGUUCGGGGUCUACACAGACACUGUGCAGUUUGUUUAAUAUUUUAAUCCUAUAGCAAAUGAGUUUGGUUUCUCUUGAGACAUAUUUUGCAAUGCUACUGUUUAACAAAUAUAUAGAAAAACUGUAGUUAAACUGUGGUAUACACUUCCUCUGGAUGAAGGCAUUAAAAACUAAAUAAAUAUGAAAAGAUCAUGUUAAAGGAAUAUUGAGAAAAGCACAGAUGUUUAAAGUACAUGUGAAUGUUAUACUGCUAAAAGAACCAUCUGUUCUACAGAUGUUGUAAAAACAUAUCAUUUGUUAUACGAGCAAUAUGGGCUGCUCUCUAAAAUGAUUUGCAUUGUCUUAGGAUGAGCUUGCCAAAUUUAUUUGGGGAGUUGUGUAAAAAACUUGCCACAUUGUUCCUUUUGUUAUGUGUUGACUGUGUGUGAGAUAUGUGAUGUAUUAUGACACUGUCAUGUGUCUGACCCAUUCUGUAACUGACUGUGCAAAUUAGUGCAGUUCAUCGCUUGCCUUUAAUCACUUUAAUCAAACAGUUAAUUAGAUAUUACGUAAAGGGAAAUCAUUGGGAUGCACUGAGGUCAGAGAAUAACAAAAUGUUCACAUUGUUUUUUUUCACAGAAUAAAUACGAUUCAGAAUAAA